This is a messenger RNA of Saccostrea echinata, 1160 nucleotides long. RefSeq lists its product as uncharacterized. Gene Ontology annotation, biological process: protein refolding; response to heat. The coding region runs from base 85 to 804 and encodes 239 amino acids. Gene Ontology annotation, molecular function: protein folding chaperone. Lineage: Eukaryota; Metazoa; Mollusca; Bivalvia; Ostreida; Ostreidae. The record is from RefSeq and is a predicted model, not a curated record. The transcript has a single exon.
GAAGAAAAAAUAACACUGAAUAAAACUGCGGGACAGCGUUGUUUGUAAUCAUUUUACCUGGACCAAGGCAGUUAUAGGAGAAGAAUGGAUUUUAUGCCGAUUUCUAUGUAUCGUCCUGGGGGAUAUCAGCAGGGCACACCGUUUAGAGAUCUCCUUACGUACAUGCUACAUGAUGAGCUGGGUAUGCCAAUUGCGUAUCAACAACCCCGGAGAAGGGAGGCCCCAGAAAAAUGGCACAAGUCAUUCCGAAUGGACGGAUAUCACCCCGACGAAGUGAAGGUGUCCGUGCAGGAUGGUAUGGUGCAGAUCAACGCCAGACACGAGCGGGGGGACGAGGAUAACAAGGAUGUCAGGGAGUCCAGGCGGACCCUCAGAAUCCCCCAGGGGGUGGACCAAAGCAAGUUGCAUUGCUUCAUGGACCACGACAAUCAUUACGUCGUCGAGGCCCCUUUUCUCCCGAGGGAGGAGGAGCGCGAAGUAGAACUGAAGGUUCAAGACGUGCCGGCCAUCACCGAGGGCAAAGAUGAAGAAAUGCAGGUGGCAGAGGCAGGACAAGCAUUUAAGGAGAAUCUUGACCUGUCCGUGUUCGAACCCGAUCACAUUAACGUCAAACGGAAGGGCAACGUCAUUUCCGUUAGCGCGGACCACGACCGGGAGGAGGACGGGAUCAGAGUGAGGCGUAGCUUCUGUCGGGAGUUUACCGUACCCGAGGACAUGGAUUGCAGCCAGGUCCAAGUUUGCCGUGACCCUCAGGGUCGACUGACCAUCAUGGCCCCACCCUUGGCCGAGGAGGAGGAGAAGUAAUUGUGCGUCUGGCUGUGUUACAGAGUGACUGUUUUUCAUGACCAAAAGUAAUCAUUUUUUUCUUUUCAUGUUUUGUGCCAUAUUUUGAAAAAAUAAUAAUUGACAUAUUGCAAUUUUUGUGAAACCGGUGACUCGUAGCAACCAGUGUAAAUCAUUUAUUCAAUCAUAAUCUUAGUUAGUUAGCAAAUUAGUAAAACUAUUUUGUAUUUUCAGUAUUUUUAUUGUAGUUGCUCAUUUGUACGAUUGUGUUUUUGAUAGAAAUAUUUUUUUUUUUUUUGUGAGUAGUACUCUGUAUAUUGUGUUUAAGAGUUUACACCACUGUUGGUUUGGUUAAAAAUUAAACCAGUUCAUUAUCA